Aplosporella prunicola CBS 121167 is the source of this 453-nucleotide messenger RNA. RefSeq lists its product as uncharacterized. NCBI's taxonomy places the organism in Eukaryota, Fungi, Ascomycota, Dothideomycetes, Botryosphaeriales, Aplosporellaceae. Bases 1 to 453 code for a protein of 150 amino acids. The record is from RefSeq and is a predicted model, not a curated record. The transcript has a single exon.
AUGCGACCAUUCCUCGAGGCCGGCCUUCGAAACUGGCAUAGAAUGCUAGGACUCCCUCAACAGGCCACCCGAUUUUGGCACCGGGAUCGCCUUCGCAAGGAACUUCGUGAGGCGCCUACGCCAUUACUGAAGCUCAGCGAGUCUUCCGAUGUCUUCUUCAGCAUCAGUCGGGCUCGUUACGACGGAUUUGCCAUCCGGAGCCUGCCCUCGCUGGCUCCUCCACGUCACCUCCUGGUAUACGCAUACAUGCUGGGCAAAUUCACCAUGAGGUGGGCGUUCUACAGGACCGUCGCCGUCCUCUGCAAGGCCCCGAACCGCCAGAUGGUGAACGAAGUUGUCAACCCCGGUAAAAACCAUAAGCUUUUCGAGGUCGCCACGCGCCACAACAUCGAUUCGAAGAAGUUCUUGCGGGUUGGCCUCCUGGUGCGUCGUGUCUGGCCUCUACUUCCGUAG